Molecule: messenger RNA, 233 nt
Organism: Suillus subaureus
Lineage: Eukaryota; Fungi; Basidiomycota; Agaricomycetes; Boletales; Suillaceae
Exons: 1
Coding region: 58-219 (53 amino acids)
Source: RefSeq, a predicted model, not a curated record
UGAUGAUAAACAAAGGCAAUCAAAAAUACUGCAGUUCGUUGAGGUAACUGGAUUUUCAUGAUCAAUUACAAACUUAGAUCUCAGAAAGCACGAUCAAAUCAAUUCCAAUACAUGAGGUUUGCAUUCUCCUGUUUUCAAGAAAAAAGAGCAAUAAAUAUUGAGACCCGUAGGUCUACCACUCCGGGAAAGCGUGUCAUCCUUGUGCAGGGGCCAUGCUAAUCUUCUCUGUAUCG